AUGUGUGGUGAUUAUAUUCUAUGUUGGAUUUCGAAUGUAAGGAAUAUUUAUCGAAAAUUGAAGAGAUUAAAACAGAAAGAACUAGCAGAGAGGAGAAUGGAAUCGAAAUUGUUAGAAAAGAGAAUUAUUUUCAUGGAUGAUGAAGAUGAAUUGGUAUUGGAUGAAAUGGACCACUCUUCACUUCUCAAGGAUACAGGUGCAACAGAGAUCAAAAUGAAUUACAUUUCAUCGACACGUUAUGGUGCUGAUAUGAAGGAUUCUCUGUUGAUGAACGAAAUGACACCUCAAAGAAGAAAUCAGCACAAAGGAAGAAAUGUAACAACAUCAUCCUCUCUUCAUCAACAUUGGAUCAUUUCCAUUGAAGAUGUUGAAAUUUUCACUCCACCACGAGGAGGAGGAGAACCGCCAUCUGAAGAGAAUGAUGAAUUUGAAAAAGAGGCAUCUCUACUAGCCAGCAUUCGUCAUCCCAAUAUUGUUCAAUUUUUUGGAGUCAUUGUGAGUGGAAGUAGGAAAUAUAUGGUGGUCGAGUUUAUGGAAAAGAAAAGUCUUGACCUUGCCAUUUACAAUUCCAAAAAUGGAAUUGAGAAAUUGAGCAUUUUUAGAAAAAUUGAUAUUUUAUUAGGAGUUGCAAAAGGAAUGCAAUAUUUACAUGCCAUGAAACCAUUCGGAGGAAUUAUUCAUAGAGAUUUAAAACCUGGAAACAUUUUACUUGACAAGAACUUUACAGCAAAAAUUGCCGAUUUUGGAUUAAGUAAGCAUUUGAGUACAAGGAAUGCUUCUAAUUUCUCAACAUCGAAUCAAGAAUCCAAUGCCACUGCCAAUGUUGGUACUUUAUUUUACAUGUCGAAUGAAAUGAUCAGUGGAACCAAAUAUAACCACAAAACGGAUGUCUACAGUUUUGGAAUUGUCAUGUGGGAAUUAUUCUUUGAGGAAAAUCCAUAUCUGAAUGCACAUUCUAAAAAAUUGCACCACUUUACAACAAAGAUUUACCAAUAA
This is a messenger RNA of Naegleria lovaniensis, 996 nucleotides long. RefSeq lists its product as uncharacterized. The transcript has 3 exons. Bases 1 to 996 code for a protein of 331 amino acids. NCBI's taxonomy places the organism in Eukaryota, Heterolobosea, Eutetramitea, Acrasida, Naegleriidae. Gene Ontology annotation, biological process: protein phosphorylation. The record is from RefSeq and is a predicted model, not a curated record. Gene Ontology annotation, molecular function: protein kinase activity; ATP binding.